Molecule: messenger RNA, 5427 nt
Organism: Varanus komodoensis (Komodo dragon)
Lineage: Eukaryota; Metazoa; Chordata; Lepidosauria; Squamata; Varanidae
Gene: TRIB2
Product: tribbles pseudokinase 2
Exons: 3
Coding region: 1556-2587 (343 amino acids)
Biological process (GO): protein phosphorylation; regulation of MAP kinase activity; positive regulation of proteasomal ubiquitin-dependent protein catabolic process
Cellular component (GO): nucleus
Molecular function (GO): protein kinase activity; ATP binding; mitogen-activated protein kinase kinase binding
Source: RefSeq, a predicted model, not a curated record
GCCCGGGGCGGGCCUUUUCCUCUCGAGCCAGUCGGCGAGGACGGGGCACUUAGUCAGUCAGCCUUUUGCACUCCGGCUCGGUGUCAAUGUGCCGCCGCCGCCGCCGCCGCUGCCACUGAGUAGUGAGACGCAGCAAGAGCGAGAAUCCCAGCCACGUAAGUAGCUAUUUAUACAUGCUGGAGAGAUGAUGUCUUGCUGAAAGGGACUGGCUCGGCCAUCCCUUUCCUCCCCCUCUCCUUCUACCUCUAGGAAUAAAGAUCGACGCCUGGAAUAAUUCAGAUAAUACUAUAUAUAGUAUUAUACAUAUUUAAAAUAUUCUGGCUGCCUUCGGCUUCUUCGCAUCUCAGGACUCAGUCUGUGGGAGGUGUGGGGGACACACGCACGCACGCACACAAAGGAAACUGUCGAGAGGGGCUUCCUUCUUGCCGCGGUUUUGUUUCGUUUUGUUUUGGUCCGGGGAGUCCUUCAUGGUUUAUUUUUGUUCGCAUGUGCAUUGCACGCCAAAGAUCUGGUGAAAGUCGACGAACGGAGGGCGGCCAGCCACCCCGCGCGAUGGAAAGCUGAAGAGCAUCGAUCGCUUCGUGUCCUUGGUUGCACUUUUUUUUUUUUUUUGGUCUGAUCAAAGGAAAGCAUCGCGCACAUAAAAACCAGUGUUGCAGCUCGUGGAUCUUUGUGCCCCUCUCGCUUUUCCCGGCGGUGACGGUGCCUUUCAUUUUUAAGAACAUCUUCCAGCUGGCAGAAAAGGUGCAAAAGAUAAAUCUAUGACCAAAUAGUGUGCAUUCUGCCCGCCGCCCCUUUUUGUUUUCAUUUCCCCCCUUUCUUUUUGUCGGCGGAGCUUCUUGCUGACCCUCUGAAGUUAAAUGCUCCCUCGUUAUUUUUUGUUGCAUUUCUGGAUAGCCCUUGCUAUCAGGAAGAAGGUUCAGACGCCAUCUACAGUUAAAACGUAGGUAAAAAGGAACAUUCUUGCCCCCCUCUUUUACUGAAAAAGCGAGGAAAGGAGAAUCCAGUCGUCUGCUGCAGCUUGUUGCCUCAACGAAUUCUUUUCCUUCGUGUGAAGAUUUCGCAGGGAGUGAUCGGGAAAGCAAAUACUGCUAGCCCAUCUAUUUUCCUUCCAGACUUUUCGUUUUAAUUAUUUAUUGCUCCUCUUGAAAAGAAGAGAAAAAAGAAUAGUACAGUAGUGUUUCCUGCGAGGCCACGUUUUGCGAUCGUGCACGUUUUUGUCUGAUCCCGGUCCGCGCUACUUCGCUGCUCCUGCGCGAGAGACUCCCCCCCGCCCCGGAUUCGCAUCGAACGUGCCGGGAGCGCGUCGGGAAGGACCCUUCCGAUUGAUUGCUCGCCCCCCUCCAAUCCAACUCCCACUUUGCUCGUCUAUAUACCUUGGACUAGAAUCCCACAUCAACCUGUCCUACAAACACCCUUUCAACGACAGCACAAAGGCAUUAUUGCCACGGACCUGUGGCAAGCGACUGAUCUUCGGAUCACCCCAAAGGGUGUGUGUUUGUGUGAGUGAGUGAAUUGGGGGGGGUUGCUCGGAGGGUUUGUUCUCUCCAUCCCCAUGAACAUACAAAGGUCAACCCCCAUCACAAUAGCACGCUAUGGAAGACCUCGGAAUAAAACCCAGGAUUUUGAGGAGCUCUCGUCAAUAAGACCCACCGAGUCCUGCCAGAGUUUCAGCCCCAACCUAGGCUCGCCGAGCCCGCCAGAGACUCCGAACUUGUCGCAUUGCGUUUCUUGCAUCGGGAAAUACUUACUGUUGGAGCCUCUGGAAGGAGAUCACAUUUUUCGAGCCGUACAUCUGCACAGCGAGGAGGAGCUGGUUUGCAAGGUGUUUGAUAUUGGCUGCUACCAGGAAUUGCUUGCACCGUGUUUUUGUCUGCCUCCUCACGACAACAUCAACCAAAUCACUGAAAUCAUUCUUGGGGAGACAAAAGCUUAUGUGUUCUUUGAGAGGAGCUAUGGGGACAUGCAUUCCUUUGUUCGUACCUGCAAGAAGCUGAAGGAGGAAGAGGCAGCCAAACUCUUCCAUCAGAUAGCAUCUGCUGUAGCACACUGCCACGACGGCGGACUGGUACUGCGGGAUCUCAAGCUGCGGAAAUUCAUCUUCAAGGAUGAAGAACGGACUAGAGUAAAAUUGGAGAGCCUCGAAGAUGCUUACAUUUUACGAGGAGAUGAUGAUUCCCUUUCUGAUAAGCAUGGGUGUCCAGCCUAUGUGAGCCCAGAGAUCUUGAACACAAACGGCAGCUACUCUGGCAAGGCAGCAGAUGUGUGGAGUCUAGGAGUCAUGCUUUACACAAUGCUGGUUGGACGCUAUCCUUUUCAUGACAUUGAGCCUAGCUCUCUCUUCAGCAAGAUCCGCCGCGGGCAGUUCAGCAUUCCGGAGACUUUAUCCCCCAAGGCAAAAUGCCUUAUACGUAGCAUCCUGCGCCGGGAGCCCUCAGAACGGCUGACUUCACAAGAAAUUCUGGACCAUCCUUGGUUUUCCACAGAUUUUAAUGUGUCUAAUUCAGGAUACGGUGCUAAGGAAGUAACAGAUCAGCUGGUGCCUGAUGUCAAUAUGGAGGAGGACUCGGAUCCAUUCUUUAACUGAGCAUUAGGACUAAUGUUGGGGUGAGGCAUGAUUCAGAGAGGAUAACAUGAAGGGAGUCCUUUCUGAUCAUGCAGAAUUAUCUCUGUGUUUCAGCCUGGCUUGAUAGCAAAAAGACAACUUGGAGGGGCAGGAGGGUUGGUUGGAGAAGGAACGCCCAAGAAAUGAGCUAACACAAGAAGAUGUAGCAUGAGGCUGGUUAGAGGGUAUAAAUUGUUGCUCUCAAGCUAGACUGACAUAGGAAAAGGAGGAGGUGGCAGCAUGGGACAACUGUAGCUUCUCGUCUUUAUGGAGCCAAGGACACUGCACACUCAAGUUCCAGUGCAGCCACUAAUCCACUCCCGAUUCCUUUUUGUUCAAAUACUUAUGGUUCCCAGUGAAUAGAAACUUUUGCCUCAACUUGCAUCUUGGCAUCGCACUGUUAGAUAUUUAACUUCAGCCAUUAUUCAGGGAAGGUACAAUUAGCUAUUUUAUUCUUUUUGUUUCCUGUUGUUUAAAAUCUGAGGUUUAAUAGUUGCAGUGGGAUCCAUCUUUGGAAGGAUGGGUGGGAAAAUGGACAAAGGAAGGCAGAGAGAAGUGGGUGCUAACCAGAGUUUUCGUUCAUACCUCCGGAUACCUAGUUUCAGAAUCUCAGUUCUCCUAAAUAAACUAGUUUAAUUCUUGCCAGGAGAAAGGAUAUUUGAAAAUUUCUGCUCCCUUAAAGUGGGAAGGGGCUGUCAUCUAACAUUGUGGUGUAGGUAAUUGUGUUCCCUCCACUGAUGGAAUGAGCUUUACUCUAGUGGAGUCUUCUGUGAGUACAAAGGCAAAGAGAUGCAAUAUUUGUGGAUUCUCUCUCUCCUGUGCAGUUCCCUGUGCCACGUUGAUAAGAUCCACAGUGUUGGGAGCUGGGGUGUGUGAGUAAUCCAGUAGAGGGUGAAAAAUCUUGCACUUGUUGCCACACACAACUUUGGCUUAUUAACAUGUCCUGGCUCCAAGGUGCUGUUGUAUAACCUGAGCCAGCUUGUGGACUGACAUCUCUAAGAUGGGCUGCAGUUCUGCAUUUCUUUAGGAUAAAAAGGAACUCUGCCUAAAUCAUGCUAUUUGGACAAAUAGGAAGCCAUGCAGUUCUGAAAGCUGAAAAUUUGCAAAUUGCGCAAAUUGCACUAGAACGCUGUUAUUUGCAGCUUCCAGAUUGUGUACAUUUAUGCACAAGUAACUUGAUGAGUGUAAUUUCUGCACAUUUCCUUAGUAUUUAAGCAAACCUCAGUCCGUUUUAGAGAUGGAAGACUGUGGAAACCCCCCAAACUUGGCCUGCUUCUGAUCAUUACAGCAGAAGUGAGCAGGAAGUCUGUUGAGCUUCAGUGAGUCAGACCCCCAGCAUCAACAGCACACAUCCCUAGUUGGGAGGCUCCUUGCAACAGUCUGGCAACUGAGGUGGAGAUGCUGCAAAAGGAAGAGGGGAUUUGUGAAAAUCACCUCUUCUUCCGCUGCCUUUUCUCCUUGCCGAAGCCUCCACUCGAUUGGUUAGCAGGAGGGACACAAUUAGAUACAAUCUGGGUGGGUUUGUUUUUUUGGUCGAAUGGUUUUGCUUCAGGAAGCAGUAAUCAGAUUUCCAGGUGUGUUGGACUGCUUUAUUUCCAAAAGAAAAGAGCAAUUCUGUAUUUUGCUUUUGGUGUGUUUGUUUUUUUCACAGGGGUUUGAAUUACUGGCUUCCACUUUACCAUGCUGCACAAAAAUUUGACCACAUAUGGAGGGGUUGUAAGGGAGGGGAAGUAAUCCAAAGGAUUUGAGUAAUCCAAAGGAAACACCUCAUUCUGGAACUAAAUUUUCCUCCUCUGCCCUGAACAUAGCAGGAGGGACUCUAUUAUUGAAGAAAGAAAAAAUGGCAUUCCCCCUGCUCGAAUUUUGUGGAAGGGUAAUGACUUGGGAUUUCUUGCUUUGCUUUUGUUUUAUAAAAAGGAUGCUGUUUUGGUUUUCUUCUCAUUGACCUAUCAAUAAGCUGAACAUUACUAGGACACAGAUCAGUCUCCUAAAGAGUACACCGUAAUAUGCACCUUUUGUAUUGUCAAGACUUUAUUUAUUGAUGAAACUGUCACAUUUGUGAUGAAUUAAGCCAGUACUUCAAUUACGGGUUGACUUGGGGUGACAUGUUACAUGCUGUAGUAAACACGCAUCUUAUUUUCCUCUUCAGGUAUUCCUGUCCCCGGAUGACAUACUGUUUAAUUCUUAUUUUACACCCCACCCUACCACCUCCUUAGACCUUUCAUUUUGAUUUAGACUGGCAAAUGAUUUUUAUUCCUGCUUUUAUAUUGCUGUAUGAUAUUGGGGGAAACAAAACAAAACAAACCAAUCUCUUGGCAUAAAUAUUUGUGUUUCCAGUACCUCAGUUGUUCUGAUGUUACUGCCUUGUAUGCGUUUUUCGUGAAGUGGUCCUGUUUUUUGGAUAGGUACAUGUGGACUCUGUAGUAUGUAAAUGUUACUUGAAUUUUGUGCUUAAUUCUAGUAUGUGGGCAUGUACGCACAGCUACGUGGCAUUUGACAUAUGGAUGCUAUUUGCCUGCCCCGCAGGAAGGUUUCGCUCCCACUCUCAAGAUGAUGGUUCAAGAGACAAAGCACUGCAGCUGACCUGCCUUGGUUCUAUUUUGGUAUCUAAGAAUUUAAAGGAGUAAAGUUUUUACACUCUGAAGAUGGUGCUGUGUUGAGGGAUUUCUUCUCCCCCACCCCCAUGUUUAUUUUAUAACUUGUAGGAAGAAAGGUUGAUGUGCAUGGUGGGAUGUUACUGCCUCUGGUGCUUUGUCUUGUAUUUGGUUUAAUGUUUUUGUCCUAAUCUCUUCAAUAAACAAAAUUGUGCAUAUUUAACUACA